AUGGUUGAACAGAGGUUGAAGAUGUUUUCAAGCCAUAUAAAAGCCACUCCUUUCUCCCAUUUCUCUUUUAACGCCCCCUCUCACUCAAACCCUAGUCUCAGAAAACCUCACCUCAAACAAAACCCUUACCCCCAAAAUAUGGCAGAAAGAGGCGGAGAGCGAGGCGGAUUUGGGCGCGGUUUUGGCGACCGUGGCAGAGGUGGAGACCGUGGAAGGGGCGACCGUGGUCGUGGCCGCCGUCGUGCCGGUCGCCGUGACGAGGAAGAGAAGUGGGUGCCAGUCACAAAACUCGGCCGACUCGUGAGAGAUAAACGCAUAACCUCCGUGGAACAGAUCUAUCUCCACUCUCUCCCCAUCAAGGAGCACCAAAUCGUCGACGAACUCCUCGGAAACCUCAAAGACGAGGUGAUGAAGAUCAUGCCCGUUCAGAAACAAACCCGGGCCGGGCAGAGAACUCGAUUUAAGGCCUUCGUUGUUGUGGGUGACGGUAAUGGUCACGUCGGACUCGGCGUUAAGUGCUCCAAAGAAGUUGCCACAGCGAUACGUGGUGGAAUCAUAUUGGCUAAGUUGAGUGUGAUUCCAGUUAGAAGAGGUUUCUGGGGAAACAAGAUUGGGAAGCCACACACAGUUCCGUGUAAGGUAACCGGCAAAUGUGGGUCCGUUACCGUUAGGAUGGUGCCUGCUCCUCGUGGUGCUGGUAUUGUUGCUGCUAGAGUUCCUAAGAAAGUUCUUCAAUUCGCUGGUAUUGAAGAUGUUUUUACCUCUUCUCGUGGCUCCACCAAGACUCUUGGUAACUUUGUUAAGGCAACCUUUGAUUGUUUGUUGAAGACUUAUUCAUUCCUGACCCCUGAUCUAUGGAAAGAAACUCGCUUCACCAAGUCUCCAUUCCAGGAGCACACAGAUUUCCUCUCGAAGCCAACUGCCAAGGUGGCCAUGAUCGAAGAUGUUGACAGGGUUGAAGCCUAAACAAACUAUUUUUUAGGUCAAUUGAGCUAAUAGGUUUAUAUCUUGGUGUUUGGUUUUUGUUUUAAUGUCCAUUUUACUUUUAAGAGAAACCAUAUCAUCAUGCAGUUUUGUUUUUUGCUGGAUUUGCUCAUUUAUAUAAAGAGCCACUCUUUAUGUUUCAA
Molecule: messenger RNA, 1127 nt
Organism: Spinacia oleracea (spinach)
Lineage: Eukaryota; Viridiplantae; Streptophyta; Magnoliopsida; Caryophyllales; Amaranthaceae
Product: 40S ribosomal protein S2-4-like
Exons: 3
Coding region: 1-966 (321 amino acids)
Biological process (GO): translation
Cellular component (GO): ribosome; cytosolic small ribosomal subunit
Molecular function (GO): RNA binding; structural constituent of ribosome
Source: RefSeq, a predicted model, not a curated record